This is a messenger RNA of Grosmannia clavigera kw1407, 1155 nucleotides long. Its product is annotated as survival factor 1. NCBI's taxonomy places the organism in Eukaryota, Fungi, Ascomycota, Sordariomycetes, Ophiostomatales, Ophiostomataceae. The transcript has 4 exons. Gene Ontology annotation, cellular component: cytoplasm. The coding region runs from base 1 to 1155 and encodes 384 amino acids. Gene Ontology annotation, biological process: response to oxidative stress. The record is from RefSeq and is a predicted model, not a curated record.
AUGUUCAGCUGGGCCAAGCAGACACUCGCCCAUGUGGCCGGCACCCAGGAGCCUAUUUAUGGCUCGACAGCCGUCAAGUCCGUGGCCGGGGAGACCAAGGAGACGCCUUACACGGAGACCACACGGGAGCACCUGAAGUGGACGGCGAUGGAAUCGACCUGUGUCGAGACCCAGGUAUUCUACUUCACAUCCGACAGCGGUCCCACUGCGUUUGUCCAGGUGAUCUACAACAACAUCUCGGGCAUCCGCACCACGUGCCAGUUCAACACCAAGAUCUUCUACCCUGGCGAGACCAACAAGAAGACGCUCUGGAGUUCUACCCCGCUCAGGGACCACGAGUUUAGCGAAGACAUGACAUCCUUUUAUGCCACGGACUGCGCCGUCGAGCUGUCCGAGGACGGCGAGUCGUACUCGAUCAAGUCGCUCAACGACGACCGUGCCAUUGUCAAUCUGACUGUCAAGCGCACCGCGCCCGGUUUCCAGGCCGGAAAGACCGGCCGCUCUCUGUUUGGCACCGACCUUGACGACCCCUGGGGCUCCAUGCGCCACGUCUUCUGGCCACGCUGCGUUGCCUCUGGUUCCAUCACGACCACGGAGGACGGCCCGCUCAGCUUUGACGGCUACCGCGGCCUCUUCAUCCACGCCCUGCAGGGCAUGAAGCCACACCACCUGGCGUCCCGCUGGAACUUUGCCAAUUUCCAGAGCAAGGAGUACUCGGCCGUGCUGAUGGAGUUUACGACACCACCGUCGUACGGCUCUACCGUCAUCACCGUCGGCGGCAUUGCGCGCGACGGCGAGAUCAUCAUCGCCGGCACCGAUCAGACGACCACGCACCUGGCCGUUAAGGAGGACUCGGAGAACGACUGGCCCGAGCCGACGCAGAUCCGCUUUACCUGGUCUGGCACGGCUAAGGACGGCAGCAAGGUUGAUGCCGUGGUGGAGGGCGCCCUGGAGGAGAGACUGGACCGCAUAGACGUCAUGGCCGAGGUCCCAGGGUUCGUCAAGAAGAUUGCUGGCAGCGUGGCCGGCACGAAGCCAUACAUCUACCAGUACUACCCGCACAAGGCGCCGAUUGCGCUGAAGCUGAAGCAGGGCGACCAGACAGAGAUCACGGAGCCAGGACGGCUGUUUUGCGAGGCGACGUUCAUCUCGUAG